CAGGGCAGCGAGAGGGACGGAGACGCUGAGAGACAGAGAGAGAGGGAGGGAAGAAGACGCUGAGAGAGACAGAGAGAGGGAAGGAGACGCUGAGAGAGGGAGAAGGAGACGUUGGGGCAGAGCAGAGAUGAAGCGUGGAUAUGAAGAAAUCGCAUCGACAUCUGUUGGCCCGCCUCAAUCGAGACUUCGGUUGAGUUCUCCUGAUGAAGCACAGUUUUUGGAAGAUGAGAGUACAAAGAAUUUGGCGCGGAAAGUGGCAGAGCACUACAGUGCGAGGACGAAUCAGACACUUGAAGAACGGGAGGCGAGUCCGAUUAUCCAUUUGAAAAAGCUGAAUAACUGGAUUAAAAGUGUCCUCAUUCAGAUUUAUGCUCGUCGGGGAGAUGCUGUUCUCGAUCUUGCUUGCGGGAAGGGAGGCGACCUGAUCAAAUGGGACAAGGCGAAGGUUGGAUACUACGUUGGUAUAGAUAUAGCAGAAGGCUCGAUAGAAGACUGUAGAACACGCUACAAUGGUGAUGCUGAACAAAAUAUGCGCAGGAAGAAGUUUACAUUUCCUGCACGCCUUAUAUGCGGAGAUUGUUUUGAGGCUCGCUUGGACAAAGUUUUGGAAGAUGAUGCGCCAUUCGAUAUAUGCAGCUGUCAGUUUGCUUUGCACUACUCAUGGUCAACUGAGGCACGUGCACGACGAGCUCUGGCAAAUGUCUCUUUAUUACUUCGCCCAGGAGGGACCUUCAUUGGGACAAUGCCUGAUGCAAAUGUUAUUGUCAAAAAGCUUAGAGAAGCCGAAGGUCUGUCAUUUGGAAAUAAUGUGUACUGGAUUUCUUUUGACGACGAAUAUGCUGAAAAGAAAUUUAAAUCAUCCAGCGCCUUCGGCAUCAAGUACAAAUUCCACUUAGAGGAUGCUGUUGAUUGUCCCGAAUGGAUUGUUCCUUUUCAUGUUUUCAAGUCGUUAGCAGAGGAGUAUGAUUUGGAGCUUGUUCUUGUGAAGAACUUUCAUGAAUUUGUAGCUGAGUACUUGAAAAAGCCUGAAUUUGCAGAGCUCAUGCGGAGGCUUGGUGCGUUGGGUGAUGGAAAUCAGGAUCAAAGCACACUAUCAGCGGAGGAAUGGGAAGUAGCUUACCUGUAUUUGGCAUUUGUCUUAAGAAAGCGCGGACAACCAGAUUUGAAUCGGAGGGGCAGCAGAGGAAACAACGGACAGAUGCAGAUCCCGAAGGGCGACAUCAUGUACCUCAACAACGAUGGUGAAUAGAUACUCCUCGAGUCCCCAAUCUCAAACCAACGGGGUAAUGCCACGUAGCAAGUGGACCCCACAUCGCUCUCCGUCACCAUCGCCUAGCGUAAAGCGGCAGCCUGUGGAGAGAUACUGAUGGGGAGGUUAUGUGCAAUUAAGGGUGGACUGGAAAUAAAAAAGAAAAAAAGAAAUUUUGUUAAAUGUAAUAGAAAUGCAAUUUUAUUUUAUUUUAUUUUAUAAUUUUUUUUUUUAAUGGCGGCAAAAUGCAAGCGGUCAGGGACUUGGCAAAGCAAUACUAGGAUAGAAAAUUCACAGUUCACGUGAAUCAUAUUUGUGAGUUAUUUGAUGCUCUGGCCAAGAAUGAGUGGACGCUGCUUGAUACACAGGCACCCCAUUAUUUGUAUACACAGCAUACAUCAACUUAAAUCAAACUGACUAAAUUGUGGAA
Magnolia sinica is the source of this 1679-nucleotide messenger RNA. RefSeq names its product mRNA cap guanine-N7 methyltransferase 1. Gene Ontology annotation, cellular component: nucleus. Bases 128 to 1249 code for a protein of 373 amino acids. The record is from RefSeq and is a predicted model, not a curated record. NCBI's taxonomy places the organism in Eukaryota, Viridiplantae, Streptophyta, Magnoliopsida, Magnoliales, Magnoliaceae. Gene Ontology annotation, molecular function: mRNA 5'-cap (guanine-N7-)-methyltransferase activity. Gene Ontology annotation, biological process: 7-methylguanosine mRNA capping. The transcript is spliced from 14 exons.